AGCCCCUUCUGGCUAUCUACUGCCAAGCCCGAAGGGAAACUGGCGUCAACAUCUGGGCGAGCACAUCUGGCCACGCAACGCCAAUUUCCCCCGGAUUCCGCGCGCACCCAGGAAGGCGAGCUUCCCCUCUUUUCUUGUUAAAAGCCCUCGGUCUUCCUGGAAGGGUUCCAUUUUUGAGCCGCUUUUUCACCGAAAAGGAAGCAAAGGAAACGAGCUUAGAGAGAGAAAGACAAGCCGAGGAAUCCCCAAGGCGGUUUUCCUUGCCUUUUCCUUUCCUUUCCUUUUUUUUUCCUUUCCCCCAGGGAUUCAGUUCAUGGGGAUGUGUUCAAGGCAAGAAAGGAUUCAGAAGGAUAUUGACAUAGUGAUCCAAAAGUGCAAGGUGGAAAAGGACUGCCUGUUUGCAGAUUUCAGAUACGCAGAUUCCACUUUUACCUUCACCUACAUUGGAGGAUCCAAAAGCAUAUCCUAUUCGGUGCACGUCUCUGAGGAUUACCCAGAUAACACUUAUGUGUCCAGCUCAGAUAAUGAUGAAGAUGUACUAGUAACAACAGAGCCAAUUCCAGUAAUUUUCCACCGAAUUUCUACAGAAUUGCGAAAAACCAAUGAUGUCAACUGUUGUUUGUUUAUAAAGUCAAAGUUACAAAGAGAAAAUGGAGAGGAAUCAAGACACGGUACUGUGGUUGAAGAAGAUUCAGAAGGAGACAAUGACUCUGAAGAGUUUUACUAUGGAGGGCAGGUUAGUUAUGAUGGAGAACUUCACAAACAUCCACAGUUGGAAGCUGACUUGGCAGCAGUAAGAGAAAUCUAUGGGCCAAAUGCAGUAUCUCUCAGGGAAUAUGGAGCCAUUGAUGAUGUAGAUAUUGAUCUGCAUAUUGAUGUUAGCUUUCUUGAUGAAGAGAUUGCAGUGGCCUGGGAUGUAAUCCGCACAGAGCCUAUAAUUGUGCGUUUGCACUGUUCACUUACACAAUACUUAAAUGGACCUGUGCCCACCAUUGAUGUAUUUCAGAUCUCUACUAAAGAAAGAUUUGGACUGGGGCAUCAGCUAAAGAAAAUUAUGCAAACAUUUGUUACACAGCAAUGGAAAAAUGGCAAAGAAAAAUCAAACAGUACGCACAACAAAAAACUGUCAGAAAAGAAAGUGAAAUCUCCCCUGCACAUCUUUUCUACAUUGCGCAGGUCGCCAAGUUAUCCUCCACCAGGCUGUGGGAAAAACAAAUCAAAGCUGAAACCUGAACAAGAUGGUAUCUCAAAAACCCACAAGUUAUUGAGGAGGACUUGUUCUAGCACAGUUAAAUCUGAGGACUCCUGUGUAGCAAAAUCUCACAGAACCUUUGGUCGCUCCCUGUCCAGCGAUCCUAGGGCUGAACAUACAAUGACCAUUAAGUCACACAAACUGUUGAACCACUCUUGCUCGGCAACCAUCAAGCAGGAUGAAAGCAUCACGUUAAAGUCCCACAAACUGCUGAAUAGACCAUGCUCUGGGGAUAUGCGAUGUGAGCACAACAGUACUUUGAAGCCCCACAAACUUUUAAGCAGGUCUUAUUCCAGUAAUCUUAGGAUGGAUGAAUUAGAUGGGUUGAAGAACCACAAGUUACUCAGCAAGAGUUAUUCCAGUGCCCCCAAAUCAUCUAAAAUGGAACUUUUCAAAGAACCCACAAUAACAGAGGGCAGGAGACUCUCUCUUACCUCAGGGCUUAUUGGUAUCUUAACACCAUCCACAUCUUCGCCAUCCGCUGUGCGUAAACAGUUUUCUUCUCCAAAUUAUGGUGCAAAAUGUGUUCCAAUAAGAGACCACGGCUUUCUUGUGCAGACAAUUGAAUUUGCUGAGCAGCGGAUACCUGUGCUAAAUGAAUACUGUGUAGUUUGUGAUGAACCGCAUGUAUUCCAGAAUGGACCCAUGCUCAGGCCAACUGUCUGUGAACGGGAACUGUGUGUAUUUGCUUUCCAAACUCUAGGCGUGAUGAAUGAAGCCGCAGAUGAAAUCGCAACAGGGGCUCAGGUUGUAGACUUACUAGUAUCUAUGUGCCGUUCUGCAUUAGAAUCCCCAAGAAAAGUUGUCAUUUUUGAGCCAUAUCCUUCAGUAGUAGAUCCUAAUGACUCUCAGAUGCUAGCCUUUAAUCCCAGGAAGAAGAAUUAUGACCGGGUCAUGAAAGCAUUGGAUAGCAUUACAUCCAUAAGAGAAAUGACACAGGCACCUUAUUUAGAAAUAAAGAAGCAGAUGGACAAACAAGAUCCACUUGCGCAUCCUCUACUACAGUGGGUUAUUUCCAGUAAUAGAUCACAUAUUGUGAAGCUACCUGUGAACAGGCAAUUGAAAUUUAUGCACACCCCACACCAGUUUCUUCUGCUUAGCAGUCCACCAGCCAAAGAGUCCAAUUUCAGAGCUGCUAAAACUCUUUAUGGAAGUACCUUUGCAUUUCAUGGAUCGCACAUUGAAAACUGGCACUCGAUCCUGAGGAAUGGCUUAGUGGUUGCUUCCAAUACAAGGCUGCAGCUCCAUGGUGCAAUGUUUGGAAGUGGUAUUUACCUUAGUCCAUUAUCAAGCAUAUCUUUUGGUUACUCAGGGAUGAACAAGAAACAGCAGAAGGUAUCAGCUAAAGAUGAGCCUGCUUCAAGCAGUAAAAGCAGCAGUGUAUUACAGUUACAAAAAAAGGGGCAGCAGUCCCAAUUUUUGCAAAGCCGAAAUUUAAAAUGCAUAGCCUUAUGUGAAGUGAUAACUUCACCGGAUCUGCACAAACAUGGGGAGAUAUGGGUAGUUCCCAACACUGAUCAUGUGUGUACGAGAUUCUUCUUUGUCUAUGAAGAUGGCCAAGUAGGCGAUACAAGCAUAAACACUCAAGAGCCAAGCAUCCACAAAGAGAUCCUCCGAGUCAUUGGUAAUCAAACUGCUACUGGUUGAAAGGACCUCUUAAUUACUUCUUGUGUUUUGGGAGCCUUCCUCAGUCUCAAAGCUGGAUUUUGAACUGAAGAAGACAUAGUGUAAAAAAGUAUUUCUUUUUUUUUUCUUGAACAAAUUAACCCUUUGAAUACUUUUUUCUUACUUAGUUUUUCUUAUCACAAAAAUUUAUGAAUAUAUAUAUAUACACCAAAAGUAGGGAGUAUAUAUAUAUACACCAAAAGUAGGGAGAUAUGUUGAUACAAUGCAGGUGAUAAUUGAACAGAAAAUUUUGAUUGUUCACAAU
Messenger RNA from Notechis scutatus (mainland tiger snake), 3182 nucleotides. The record is from RefSeq and is a predicted model, not a curated record. NCBI's taxonomy places the organism in Eukaryota, Metazoa, Chordata, Lepidosauria, Squamata, Elapidae.